Molecule: messenger RNA, 1194 nt
Organism: Letharia lupina
Lineage: Eukaryota; Fungi; Ascomycota; Lecanoromycetes; Lecanorales; Parmeliaceae
Exons: 2
Coding region: 1-1194 (397 amino acids)
Source: RefSeq, a predicted model, not a curated record
AUGGCUAAGACAUGGCCUGUAUCAUUGCUUCCCCUUGAGAAAGUAACCGACAAGCAGCUCCAGAUACUCGGAGAGAUACUUUGGUCGUGGAUUUUGUGCGAAGAAUGCAGGACUGGCCGGUCCUGCACCACGCAGGCGUGCCCUUCGCAACGAUUCAAACGCCUUGGUCGCUUCUUCGAGCACUACAAAGGCCUGACUGCAUCCUACGAGGCUGACGCUGCGCCUGGUGACUGUGCUGCUUUGAGCACCCAUGAGGAUCUCUUUGCAAUCAUCAAGCAAUUGAAGCUCAACCCGGACAUUACCCGUGCAGAGUUCGCCGCCAAGGUUUUCAGAGAUGACACAUCUCGAAGACUUCCAUCGUCUGCAGACCGAGAACGUGCUAUCAAUCUAGCUGUGAAAGUCAUCGCCAUGGUCAAUUGCUCUGCACAGCGCCAAUCAUCUGGGCUGCUCGAACACGGCCUCUCACAAGCCCCAUGGCGCAGCGACGUCACUUUGGCUCAAUUCCUCGUUGAUAUUUUCCCAAUGACGGAUCAUCCGAGCUUGAAUGACGAUGAUCUGAAAGGCUCCAUGGAUCUCAAAGCAGCUCUCAUGGCGAAGAAGUUAAAGAAGCGUAUUGGCUUGAAGCUUCUGCCAACAGACGACUUGAGAAGACACCUAAAGCUAGACCGAAAGACUAGAGUAGUGGAAAUAUAUCAUCAUACGGCCUUUCUCAAAGAGCACUUGAGACUCACAAAAGAUAAAGCGCCAAACAUGUCAGUCAGCGAGUCAAUUAGAUUUGGUGCGUUACCCCGCCAGCUUGCACUCGAAUGUCUCGAUUCAGUGCAAAAAAUCUUGUUCCCGCUCACCGACCGCAAGUCAAAAUCCCUCUUACUCUCGCUGAUCUCAACAUCCUCUUUCGACCCCGACUGUCUCCGUUUUGACUCUGCCUCUAUCCGUAAUAACGAUGAAAAAGACAUUGCAUACCACUACUUUGGUGAACAUCUAGCGGAGCUAUACGAUGAGUUGGAAAACCCAACGCCGCGCGGAUCGUUCGAGAAAUGGCUGGAACGUAGAAGCGGUGCGAGAUACGUAAUGUUAGCUACGCUUAUAGGCGUCAUCUUCGCGGUGAUACUGGGAAUGGCAGGAUUGGCAGUAGGAGGCUACCAAGCUUGGGUUGGCUAUCAACAAUGGCAGCAUCCCGUAUCAAGCGCGUAG